Messenger RNA from Maylandia zebra (zebra mbuna), 1003 nucleotides. The record is from RefSeq and is a predicted model, not a curated record. Lineage: Eukaryota; Metazoa; Chordata; Actinopteri; Cichliformes; Cichlidae.
GCCAUGUCUGUAUGGGACCAUGUGUGAAAUUAGCACCGACAUGGAUUUACUUUAAAGGUUCAUGUUAUCAGCUAACAGCAACAAAUGUGCAACAGGUUAUGGUGGAGCUUCUGUUCACUUCUCUCCGAGCAUACUGGGAAAUGGAUCUUCACCCACAGAUCUUACAGAGGAGGACUUAGAUGCUCUACGUUUUGAACUUACAAAAACAGAGGAUGAAAUUCAGGCCUUGAGGCAGGUGCUUUUGGCCAAAGAACAAUACGCAGCAGACAUCAGAAGGCAACUAGGAAUGAGUCCGCUCGGUAACAUCAAACAGAGCAUAUCCAAAGGAUGGCAAGAGGUCCAGACCUCAGCCCCAUAUCUCACAGCCUCUGCAACUCUGGAUGACAUCAGCCACUCCAGUGUAUAUGUGAGGACACGGGACAGUCUCUCUCAUGCAGGCCAGGUGACAUCUGCUGCAAUGUCUAGUGUGGGCGUGGUCAUCACCAGGAGACUGGCACAGAUGAGAGCUCUGCCUCUUCCAAGCCCACCACGCACACUGAGCCACACCAUAAGUGUGCCGAGUAUGAGGCAUUCCUCUACAUUCAGAUCUUUUGAGGAAAUGGUUGGCAAUAUGAAGGAUAAGGUGACUGGCAGCACGUCAACUAAUGGAAACACGUCCGGGUUUGAAAGAAGAUCCCAUCGCCACAGUCAAUGAGGAAAAACCAGUCUAAUGUCAAUAAUUAUUUUCAUGACUUCUAAAGCUAUAAAAGAAAAUAAUUUUGCUCCCUGUCUGUAUGAAUUUGUUUUUUGACUGUAAUCUAAAACCGAUUGUCUGAUAGAAUAUGUUAAAUUUUUAACUUAAGCUCAUUUUGACAUAAAACAUUUUUAAUAUUCAAUACUCAGUUUCAUGGAUGUAAUUUAUUUUGACAUGUGUGUGCAGAGACUCAUGCAGAAAUCAGCUGUAAUUUAAAUUAUAAGUAUUUUUGUAAUUGAACAUUUUUCAAUUAAAGUUAAUAGAAUGGUG